AUGGCCGAUGCAAAAAUUGAUAUGGCUUUAGACGAUAUCAUCAAAAAAGGUGGACGAGGAAAUCGUCGUGGCCGAGGAGGACGCGGAGGAGGUGGAAUUCAACGUCGAGGUGGAAAUAAUCCACGAGGAAAUCGUGGUGGUCGUAUUGGCAAAAACAAUUUCAAUAACAAUAAUAGCAACCGUGGCCGAGGUGCUAGUAAUUUUCGUCGUGGCGGAGGACGAAAUACUUUUAAUCAACGAAAUAAUAAUCGUUCGAACAAUUUCCGUCAACAACGAGGUCGAGCAAAUUCAAUUCCAGGUUUUAAUCGCCGAAAUAUAGGCUCUGAUAAACCUACUGCAACGUACAAUCCAUUGAGCCGUGAUAACAAUUCAUCAGCGCCGAAACAACAACAACAACUACCACCUCGAAUUCAAACAGCUCCUCGACGACAACAAGGUAGUAUCUUUAACAAAGUUCGACCGAAUCCGACGAGAAACGUUACAGCUCUUCAACGACGUAUGGUUGCUGCACAACGAGCAUUGAGUCGUGCAACAAAAACACUUGCUCAAGUUCCAAGAAUACGACAACAACGACAAAGAAUUCUUCAACAACCACAAAAACUUAGAAAUAUCAUAACACGAAAUCGAAUGAAUAAUGGUGCCGGCGGUGGUGGUAUCCGAAAAAGAUUGGGCACAGGUCGAAAAUUACUUGGUCGUGGUGGUGGCCGUCUAUAUCUAUUAAGUUCAUCUAAACCGAUUGAAAUAGCUCGUAAUCUAAAUGAUCAACAAAUACGUUCGAUUUUGCCAUCAAUGAUUUGGCUUGGUUUACAACAAUGUCCAAAAAAUCAUCGUUUAACAAUAUCAGCACAACUUUUACAAAUAGUUUCACGUUUUCAUGAUAUGGAUUCUAUUAUUGAAUUAUUUGAAGUUGAUUUUCAUUCAUUAAAUAUAGAAAUUAAACGUUUACAAAAAAUUAAACAAAAACUUCUAGGAGACGGACAACAAAAUAGUAAUGCUUUAAUAAAUCAAGAGAUUAUUGCAUUUGAACAAGCAACAGCUAGAGAUAGAUGUAGAAUUGUAGCACAAAUUUUAUUUGAUGAUUAUGAAAAAGAUGAACAAUUAUUAACAAAUCUUCUCGAUGAAUCAAAUCAUGUUCGAAUUGUCGGUGAUGUUAUCUGUGUACUUGUCUUACAUUUAUCUCAUUCAUUUAAAUUUGAUAUUCUCAUCUCUAAUCUUCUCCAUUCUAAAUAUGCAUAUGAAUAUUUAAUUCGUCUUAUUCUCAAUGUCCCAACAUUAAAAUUAACCUUAGCUGAACUUAUUGUACGUUGUUCAUCGAAUGAUGAAACACGUUAUCAUAUACUUCAUACAUUUAUUAAAUUAUAUCCAAUACAUAAACUACGUCUUUUACGUUUAUGUCAUCAAAAACAUACACUUUUACCAUUGAUUCUUGAUUUACUCGAUCAUUCAACUGUUAAUAUUCUUCUUCUUAUUCUUUCUAAUUCAAAACAACGAACAUGGUUUAAAAAAUAUCAAACACAAGAACUUGUACAUAAUCUUAUUAGAAAAUUAUUUGAGCUCUAUCAAAAAAAACAAUGUUCAGGACAUUCAAUUUUAAAAAUAACAGCAAUUCUACAUGUUUAUUGUAAUGUUAAAUUUUCAUCGGAUGAAAUUCAACAAUUACUUAAUUUAUUACUUUCAUCAACAAUUGAUGUUACAUUAGGUUUAUGUUAUAUAUUUAUGAUUCCUUCAUUAGUUGAAAAUAAUGAAAAACGAAUUAUUGAAUGGUUUACAUCAACAAUAUCAUCGACAUCAACAGAUGAUAAAUUAUUAAUGAUUAGACUUUUUUGUAUAACAAAUUAUAAUGAACCAUUGAAUGUACUUAUAUCAUCAAUACUGGAUUUUCCUUGUCGAAUUGAUACUGGUUCAUUUCAUCAAUCAUGUCUUUCACUUAUUCAACUUAUAUUUACAAAUGAUUUACUUGUUCAACGUUUUGCAACAAUAAAAAUUACACCAAAUUUAAAUUCAACUAUUAAAACAAAACAUAUUCCAGCACAUUUUAUAUGUUAUCUUCUAUCAAAAGGUCUUUGUAAUGAACAUCAAGUACAAAUGAGUUCAUGGGUAUGGUCACAAAUGCUUCAAUGUAAAACACCAAUUCAUCCAAUUAUGUUAACACUUAUUAAUGAAUUAGUAACAACAAUAGUUGAUUUACGUUAUGCAUGGCAUUUAGCACCUAUAGAUACACAAAUUAUACGUGAAUAUUUAUCAUUAUCAUCAUCAAAUGAUCAUAUACCAACAAAAAUGCUUAUUUUACUCUAUUUACUUACAUUAAAUGAUCGAGCAACUGGAAAUAUGAUUAAUCGAUAUCAUCAUUCAUCGAAAAUAUUAUUUGAUCUUCUACCUUUACCCCACCUUGUCGAACAAUUAACAACAAAAGAUUAUGAUACAAUAGCUCCACAACUUGGAAGACUAAUGAUGGAACAAUUACCACAAAUAUUUCUUGCUGAUCAUGCUCUUUAUUUAGAAACAGAUUCUCAAUUAAUUUCAUUACAUCAUUCACAUAAAAUGGAUACAAUGGAACAUUUAUCUGAUCAAUUGAAUAAAACACUUAUCAAUGGUAUUUCACGUAAACAAGCUGAUGAAUGGCGUCGACGAUGGUUUCGUGUCUAUGCAUUUCGUGGACAAUUAUUAACAUUAAGAACAGCGCAGAUAUUACUAAAUAAUAAUCAAUUAACAUAUGAUGAUCUAUGUGCUGAUCCUCAUUGUCUACUUCGUUUUUCAUUCCAGCUAUACAAUUAUCCAUCCAUCAUACAAAUUGUAUUAUUUAUCAUGAGAGAAGUACUUAUUGCUAGUCGUCAUCGUUUCGAACGUAUUAUUAAAGCAAAACCACCAUCACAACAAACAGAUCUAAUCUGUAUACAUGAUGUUAAAUCUAAACAAUUACAAGAAACAUUAAUACAUGCACAAGAAGCACUUGUUAUACAAAUUUUACUUGAUGUUUUACAUCAAUAUAAAAAAACGGCAUGUUUACCUGCUUAUCGAGAAUUGCAAGGUGUUAUAUGUUCAUUUGUUCAUCAAAUGUUUAUUACUAACCCUGUUCUUGCUAAACUUGUUCAUUUUCAAGGCUACCCAUCAGAUCAAAUUAAACCUUUGAUUUACAGUGUUCCAUCAAUGCAUAUUUGUUUAGAUUUUAUACCACAAAUGUUAGCUACUAAUGAAUUAGAAACACAAAUAUUCGCUUUUGAAUUAUUAACUGAUCUCUCAUCAUUUUAUCCAAUUCGAACAGCUUUACUUGUUGUUAAACUUGCUUUACAAGUUUAUGCCACUUUAUUACGAGUCUUAUCAAAUGAUGAUCGUCUUCGUUUUUUCUCACGUACAUAUAAAUUUCUCACUCAUAUGAGUUCAAUAUUCCCACCAUUAACCCAAAAUUCAGUUUAUGUUCUUCAACAAGCAAUACGUACAUGUUCUUUAGCUCCAUCAAAUCUACCACAAUUAAAAUGGACAUCAGAUUCUCUAGGUCGACCACGAAGGAUUGAUAUUUAA
This is a messenger RNA of Adineta steineri, 3519 nucleotides long. Lineage: Eukaryota; Metazoa; Rotifera; Eurotatoria; Adinetida; Adinetidae. The record is from the annotation of a GenBank genome assembly.